UGCAGCUUGCAGGCAACGUUUGAAAACCUUGACCAGGUCCCUGUGGGUCAAGAAAUAAAAUCGGUGAUGACAAGGGCAUACCCGAAGACUAGAUGCGACCCUUUCUUAAUGAACAAUGAUAUGUACAGGCAUAUAAUUUAUGUUGUUAGUCAGUACUGCAUUGAGAGAAUACGAGAACAAGUUGAGCUGUUCAACAAGGAAGCCAGUGAAAAGAAAUACAGUGCCUGUACACAUAUAUUUCAAGCAACGAUGAAAAUCCCAUGUCGACACAAGAUGUUCCAUGCAGAAUAUGAAUCUCUAAUUGGCAAUGACGACAUGCAAUGUAUGGUGGUGCGUAAGGAUAUUGCAAUCCAGCUGAAGUGGAUUGAUCGUCGUUGGUUUAUUCAGGACACUGAGCCAGUUUCCAAAGCUGAAGAGUCAGAUCAACUCGAAUCAACAAUUUCUAUUGGAAUGUAUCAGUAUAAAGCAGGCACAGACUGGUAUACUGCUUUAUACAAUUUGGAUAAAGCAUUUGAAGCAAUCCCAUUCGUUUAUAUAAAGAAAGAAAAACUAGACUCAAUAAUCAAAUUAACUGAGUCUAUCAACAAUAUUUCAGAAAUGAAAUUACUGCAACCAAUGGCCAAAAAAUGUGGAUUUCCAAACUCGCAGAAAACCUCAAAGACUGGGAGAAUACUAAUUAAGGAAGACAUCCGUGCAAUAAAAAAGCAAGAAACCCUUAAAAAGGUCAGAACAACGAUAGCUAUGAGAGCUGCAAAGGCCGUCUUGUUA
Messenger RNA from Mucor mucedo, 768 nucleotides. RefSeq lists its product as uncharacterized. The transcript has 4 exons. NCBI's taxonomy places the organism in Eukaryota, Fungi, Mucoromycota, Mucoromycetes, Mucorales, Mucoraceae. The annotation marks the transcript as partial. The record is from RefSeq and is a predicted model, not a curated record.